Molecule: messenger RNA, 810 nt
Organism: Haliotis rubra (blacklip abalone)
Lineage: Eukaryota; Metazoa; Mollusca; Gastropoda; Lepetellida; Haliotidae
Product: vicilin-like seed storage protein At2g18540
Exons: 3
Coding region: 1-810 (269 amino acids)
Source: RefSeq, a predicted model, not a curated record
AUGAAGGAUGGAGUGGAGAGAGAAGAGAAGAGAAACCAGGAUGGACAUGGAAGAGAAGAGAAAGAAGAUGACGAAGGACGUUGGAAGAGAAAGAGAAAGGAGAUGGACCCAAGAAGAGAAAGAAGAGAAGAGGAAGAGAAGGAGAAAGAAGAGGAAGAGAAAGGAUGGGUGGACGAAGAGAAGAUGAAAGGAGAAAGAAGAAAGAUGGUGGAUGGGGAAGAGAAGAGGAAAGAGAAGAUAGAUGAGACCAAAGAAGAGAAAGGAGAAGGAUGGAAAGUAGAUGGAAGAGGAAAGGAGGAAAGGAUGGGGAAGGAUGAGGAAGAGAAAGAGGAAGGGAAAGAAGAGGAGAAGAGGAAAGGGAUGGAUAGAGAAGAGAAGAGGAGAAGAGAGAGAAAGAAGAUGAGGAGAGAAGAGGAAGAGAAGAGAAAGAAAUGGAGAUGGAAGGAUGAAAGGAGAGAAAGAUGGAGGUGGAAGAGGAAGAGAAGGAUGGAAGAGAAGAGAAAGAAGAUGGAAGGAAGGAGGAAGGAGGAAGAGAAGAGAAAGGAGAAGAGAAGGAAGGAAGAUGAAGAAGAGAAGAGGAAAGAAGAAUGGAGAAGGAAGAGAAAGGAGAAGGAAGAGAAGAGAAAGGAGAUGGUAACGGGCAAGAAGAGAAAGGAGAAGAAUGAGAAGGAGAAAGGAAGAGGAAGAGAAGAGAAGGAGGAGGAAGGAGAAGACGGAGAAGAGAAAGGAGACGGACAAGAUGGGCAAGAGCAGAGAAGGAGACAGGGAAGAGAGGAAGACAAAGAGAGAAGAAAGGAGACGGGUAAGUAG